Molecule: messenger RNA, 1651 nt
Organism: Manihot esculenta (cassava)
Lineage: Eukaryota; Viridiplantae; Streptophyta; Magnoliopsida; Malpighiales; Euphorbiaceae
Exons: 8
Coding region: 1-1320 (439 amino acids)
Molecular function (GO): DNA binding
Source: RefSeq, a predicted model, not a curated record
AUGUAUGUUUUUCUAUAUCCUAAAUAUUUCACUACCAAGCUCAAUGGCUUGCUGUCUAGUUUUGAUGGGUUGGCUUUGAGGAUCAUCGCAAGAUCAGUUGGGUCAACUGGUGGAAGUCCUUGUACAUAUAAGCCUUUUCUUCAUGAUUUCCCUAUUUUCCUUGUUUGGUGGAACUCUUUGCUCUGUAGUGCAACUUCUGGAUAUGAUGAGCCUUUACUUCUUAUCUUGACGGUCUUCACUAUGUGGCAUAUUUGGAAGGUGCGAAAUAGGUAUAUAUUUGAUCAGGUUUAUCCAGAUAUUAUCAUUGUUGUUCAUCUCAUUUCGCUUGAUUACUCCGAAGAAAAGAGAAGAAAUAAGAAGAAGAUCAAAAUGUUAUGUGGUUUCAUCAUGAGGGAGCUAUUGUUUGUUGAUGAAUCUGGAUUCAAUGAGGGCUCCAAUUGGCUUCUAAAAAGGACAGGUAAUUUUGAAAAUUCUUAUGAACCAGGUGAUAUAAUUGAAAAUUCUGGACAGUCAGGCUAUUGGCUGCGAGAACGUCAAAAAGCAUCAAAUAAUCAAGAAAUUUCACGGACGCUUGAACAGUCAGCUACCCUCUCCAUGUCAAGCCCAACAGCUCCGGGUCAAAUUCCCGGUAAGAGUUCUUCCCUACCCGAAAUGAAUCGGUACGACCACCCAGGCCUCGCCGCCGAUACGUUUUCUGAUCAUCUCCUUCGAAAUGGCUCCUUUAUCGACGGUAGCAAUAAGUUCUCGACCAGCGGGCAUACCACAGUCAAAUCAAACGGAGAUAGUUACCAAGCGGCUCCGCACUCUUCUAGUUCAGCAAAUGCCGUGGAGACGGAGACGCCAACGCCGAAGCAGCCUAAAUCGAGGAGAAAAGUACCGGUGACUAUGUCGCCGGGCGCGUCUGAAUCGGCGAAUUGGUUGCCGCCGGGAUGGUUAGUUGAAGAUAGGGUUAGGACCUCCGGUGCAACGGCUGGCACAGUAGAUAAGUAUUACAUUGAGCCUGUAACAGGCCGCAAAUUCAGGUCCAAGAAAGAGGUGCAGUAUUAUCUUGAAACAGGAACCUUGAAGAAGAAAAAAAGAGUAACAGAGAAUUCUGAAGAUGAUGUCAACCCUCCAGAGGGUACCGGGAGUCACAAGAAGGCUAGCAAGAAUGCAAAGCGUCCUGAAAUUAAGUUUGAUUAUUUGAAUGUGCCUGAUAGGAUUGAAUGGGUUCUUACAGAUGCAAAUGGAGAUGUCUGGACUCCCUUCGUUGGAGGGAAAAAGGUGGCUGAAUAUGAGAAGCAAAAUUGGGAAUUUGAGAUGCUUCAUUCACAUCACUAACGGCUAAAGCUUUGUUGAAACAAUGUUUUGAAGCCUUUCAAAAUCCUGCCUCCUGAAUCAUCAAAUGGCUGUCUCACACAGGCCAAUCAAAGGUCUUAUCUCUUUUUAUUUUUUUAAACUUGUUCUAUAUUUUUGUGCUCAAAAAAUGGAUAUGUACACCAAUUCUAAAUGACACCUACUGAAUAACCAUUUAGCAUGUUGUCUCCUGAAAUUUUGGCUGUAGGGCUUUUAUUUCUUUUGUGUGUCUCUCAGGGAUAUACAUAGGCAUCGUCUUCCAGUGGAUGUUUUCUAAUUAUGAUUUUCGAAAGGAAAUACAGAUAAUAUGAUGUUA